This is a messenger RNA of Temnothorax curvispinosus, 1833 nucleotides long. Its product is annotated as F-box/WD repeat-containing protein 9-like. Gene Ontology annotation, molecular function: ubiquitin binding. The record is from RefSeq and is a predicted model, not a curated record. Bases 518 to 1780 code for a protein of 420 amino acids. Gene Ontology annotation, biological process: proteasome-mediated ubiquitin-dependent protein catabolic process; ubiquitin recycling. Gene Ontology annotation, cellular component: cytoplasm; preribosome, large subunit precursor; nucleus. NCBI's taxonomy places the organism in Eukaryota, Metazoa, Arthropoda, Insecta, Hymenoptera, Formicidae. The transcript is spliced from 8 exons.
UUAUUAUUUAUUGUUUUGCAAUUUUUCUGACAAGAAGUUAUAUAUUAAUAUAAUUUAUUUCAUACGCAUGUGUGUGUGAAACUGUGCGCGUGGAAACGCGAGAAGCGGCGAGACGUUUAAAGACUCUUCGAAUACCAAACGUUUGUUUAUAACAUUUAUAAACGAAAUACAAGUCGUUUAUUCGAUUAACAGACAACUUUUCUUAUCUCUUUUCCGUUCGCCGAGAUUCACACCUCUCCCGAAUCAUCGCAGAUCCCGUGGACGCGGGAUAGAAUUCGAACUCUCCAGAAUGUCGCAUGACGUAUAGCAUUACGUUCUUAUUGUCGGAAUCCUUUAUUGUCGCAGCUCAACGGACUUCGUUAAUUAAAUUUAUUAAAUAAACAAGCAAAUUUAAUCAUUUUUCUCUACAUGAAAGAGUCAAAUGCGGAUUGAUCGCGACAGUCGCCUUUACUGAACCAUCGCGUCAUGUUCGAGCAGAUCAAGUGAAAAUACUCAAAUUCGCACGUCACGAAAAACAAUGGAUAAUGAGAAUGCAAGACGCGUCUACGUCGACAAGGAAAAAAUACAACCAUCACUGUACGAUCUCCCGGUGGAGAUAUUCCUUCAUAUUUGUUCCUUUCUAGAUGGGGUGACACUAGUACACAGUUUGAGCCGAGUGUGCAGUAAAUUCUACCUGAUUUUAAUGGAUGACUCACUGUGGAAAGCGCGAAUUAACCAUAUAUGGCCGGAUGUUAGCUACACGCUUUUGCGUCCCGUCAUUACAGCGAGGAUCGACAAACAGUUUUGGAAGUUGUCAUGCAUUGAGAUCGAGAAAGAAACAGCACUGUGGGAACAGCAGGAUUCUAUGGAGAAAUUAGAAUUUGGCACUACGAUCUUGGUAGAUGUUAUAUUACUGAGGAACGUAAAUGAAAUUACUUAUAUAGUCGGUGCAAGUGAUGACAACUUAGUUUAUUAUAAACUUCUUUCUCACGAGGAAAUACCCUCUUGCAAAGGCAAGAAGUAUAGCAGUCAAUCAAUAUUCGCGCACAACAGUGCGAUUCGCGAUCUGACGGCGAUAAACAACACGAUCUACAGUUGCAGUUUUGAUGAAACCGUCAAGUCGUGGGAACUCACGAACACCGGUCUUCUCUGGAAGAGUACUUACAAUUUACAUAGGGAGGACAGAUUAGAUUCGUCGUUAUGGUGUAUGUCAUCGUGCCGGGAGACGAAUCUCUUUGCGACCGGCUCAUUCUACGGGACAGUACACGUGUUCGAUUCAAGAUCGGGAGAUCGAUCGAUCGCGACGUAUCGGCCACACUCCGUAAUCGUGACUAAGCUGGCCAUGAACGCGGAACACAUCUUGUCCGUCAGCAAGGACAACACGAUGUCCGUUUGGGAUCAGAGAGCCGGACGGACCAUGAAGUCUAUCACGUUCCCAGGUGAAGGAGUCCCCAUGUCCGUGAGUAUGCGACGAGAUUGGGUUUUCAUUGGCGACAGCAGGGCGAAGUUACACUUGGUAAAUCCAAACAAUUUCGAGGUAGUAGAAUCUUAUUCCACCAAGCAUACGGAAGAUAUAACGGGGGUACGUCUGACGCACGGAUGCCUGAUAACGAGUUCCAUGGACCGUACUGUCAGAAUUUGGAGCCCUACGGAUCCGCCAAAGCCCAUCGCUACUUUACAUACCAAGUUCGGGAUCUUCAGCAUGGACUACCUGAAUGACACUCUCGCGGUAUCCGGCUGUAAUAAAAUCGUGGUUUGGCGUCCGAAAACGACCUGUAAAACGAAACAUCAACUGUUAUAACGCGUCUCUCUAAUAUGCAGUGUAUAAUAAAUGCCGUUUUGUGAAAUUGGAAA